AUGGAUAUUCCAGAUUUUACAUUAGACAUGGAAUCGUACUUGAUGAAAGCACCUUCACAACUAGGAGUUUUAUGUCAGCACUGUUCUAUGACGGAUUUACCGUGUCCGAAAGCUCAACAGAAUGACCACUAUGUGAGAAGUGAACCGCGAUUCCACGAAUUUGAAAUGUUAUACUUUUUGGAUACAAAAGAUUACAACUAUUCAAACAAUCUUCGCAAGUUCACGUUUCCGUUCCUGCAGGAGCAUGGCUCGCCAUCGUUACCGUCACUGUACUCGUUGGCGCCGUCGGAUCUUUCAUGCAGUGAACCGCUUUGUCGAAUCUGCCAUUGUUGUUGGCCUGCAGACGCUUCGGAUCCACUAAUAUCACCGUGCCGGUGCUCUGGAUCUUUACAAUAUGUUCAUGUUUCGUGUUUAAUGCAUUGGUUGGAUAUUUCAUCGCGAAAGUUGCAUCGGCCAGCCGUAUGUGAACUAUGUCUGUAUAAAUAUAGGAGAAGGCGAGUAUUGAAGUACCAAGAGAUCAAACUUCCGAGCUGUUCCGAUCGCGAUAUACGGUAUUACACGCUGCUCGUGUGUGCACUGGCUCUGAUGAUACUCUCAGCAUUGGCUACCGUAAUAUGCUUUCAGUUGGAAAAAUCGUAUUCAACUCAUUCUAAUAAAACAACACCAUCACCGUUGCCAUUGUCCGAAGUGAUGUCGACGUCAACAGAGCUGACGACGUCGACGAACGAACUUCUGCAUCGUGAAGACGUUGAGAAUCUGCUCAGUACUGUAACCCUCAUUGCCGCUAUUCUCUUCUUCUUUAGCUUUUUCAUGGCCAUGUAUGCUCAUGUUAAGUCGGGUAUCAGUUUUUGUGGCUAUAUUUCUUUAUGUUGGAGUUCAAAUUUGGAAUGGAAAAUUGAUGAAUACAAACAAUCGCGGGACUCACAAUACCUCAAUAAACUCGAGGAACUACGACGAAAAAUCAAUGAAAAACAACGAAAAGCCUCAGAUGAGGUCGAGCCGUUACGUAAUACGGUGGUUGUCAUUGAGUAA
Messenger RNA from Angiostrongylus costaricensis, 1032 nucleotides. The record is from the annotation of a GenBank genome assembly. NCBI's taxonomy places the organism in Eukaryota, Metazoa, Nematoda, Chromadorea, Rhabditida, Metastrongylidae.